UGAAUAAAAAUCGGAGCGCAACAGUGCAACCAAAAUAUUCUGUACUUGAAGGCAAUUGCAGACAGAUGUUGACAAAGAGGUGUCUCUUGAAACCAUAUUCAGAUAGCUUUUUUUUUGUGUUAACUGCAUAUAUAAAUACCAGCAGAAGGCCGGUCACCUCUGUCAGCAUCAGCAGAAGCCGCAUCUUCAGACGCAGCCUGAGUGAGACCUCGGAGCAGAGAAGGUGCCUCGGACUAGCUGCCGGAUUAGCCUCCCUCAGAGGCAGCCUGGGCUAGCCCUUUCCUUUCCCAUCUUCCUGUUUUCCUUGACUUUCCCCCUUUUUCUUACCCACUAGCUUCUUUCCCCAGGCGGACUUAAGGGCACUCUGCUCCCCCUCCCUUUGGCUGCUCGCCUACUCUGUCUUCUACAUCUCUCUCCUCGCCCACCUUCUUCAGUGUCACGCUCCCUUCUACUUCUGUGCGUCUACAAAGUUUUGAGCGGAAUUUUAGCCUCGGCAAACACGUCCCCCCCAGCUUCUCUAGCUAAUUCCCGCGGCUUCUCUCCAGACACCAGCGCCAGACAGUGAGUGAUGCCUCUUGGAUUGUGAUUCCAGCCCGGAAACUCGAAAGAAGCCCUUUGCCCUCCGUCCUACUUGGCAACCAACCCUCGCCUAGCCGCGAAUGACCAUGUGUAGCGGAGCAAGGCUGACCUUGCUGGUCUACGGGAUAAUAAUGCAUAGCAGCAUCUCCUGCUCACCUGCCGCCGGACUCCGUUUCCCUGGGAUCAGACCAGAAGAUGAGGCUUACGACCAGGACGGAAACCCUCUACAGGACUUCUACGACUGGGACCCUCCGGGCGUAGGGAGCCCCGCCUCUGCUCUGCGUGACGCCUAUGCCCUUUACUAUCCAGCGGACAGGAGAGAUGUCGCCCAUGAGAUCCUUAACGAAGCCUACCGCAAAGUCUUGGACCAGCUGUCCGCCAGGAAGUAUCUGCAGUCAGUCGUGGCCAGGGGCGUGGGGGAGAACAUAGGUGCGGGCGCAGCGGACGACCGGGCUCCCCUUACCAAACGCCACUCGGACGGCAUCUUCACCGAUAGCUACAGCCGCUACCGAAAACAAAUGGCGGUCAAAAAAUACUUGGCGGCCGUGUUAGGGAAAAGGUAUAAACAGAGGGUUAAAAACAAAGGACGCCGAAUAGCGUACUUGUAGCGAUGAGUUGCCAGCUACGGUGUGUAUAAAAUGAAAAGUCGUUUUCCAAAUUGACUGACCAGUCAUCGCUCAUGUGUUCUUUCCAAACAUGUAUUUAUGUAUGAAGUAAAGCCAUUAAAUGACUAUUUUGAUAAUAAUAUUGUUUUUCUUUUUACGAAGCACUAGAGAAUGCACAGAUAUACUUUGUGGACCAAUUAUUGAUAUAUAUUAUAAAUAUAUAUUAAGAAUAUAUAUAAGUAUAACAGAGAGCAAUUAACAAGCGUGCACAAGGAUUGAAAAUUCGCCUGAGCUGUUUAUGUUUUUAUAUAAAAUGAAUAGAAAAAAUAGACAAUCAUUGUUUUGAAUAUUACUCCUAUUUUUGUAAACUGGAAUUAAAGGAUAGUAUUUUUAUCCACAACAGGCCUGAAGAUAUCAAUAAUGGCCAUUUGCUACUGUAAAAAAAAAUGAUGCCCUGCUCCAGGGGAAUUCUGAGGUAAUGACUGGGGGAAUUGCUGAAGGGCUUUCUUUCCCUGUGAGUCUCUGGGGCAGGCUGCGUGAACCCAAGCCUAACUCAAGCGGGCAUUGUCCCACUGGCUGCGGGCAAUUCCAACACUUUUGCUUUCUUUGAUUCUACUUUUAUGUGUAUUUGUCUCUCCUCAGACUCUCAGCCCAGAAGGAAAUUCUAAUUAACAACUAGAUCCAAAUUGUGCUUAUCCCCAGAAUUCAUGUCAUUCCCUGGGAUGAGAGUUGAGGAAUUGUACAGAGGAGACCGGCUUGGAGAGAGCUCUCUUCUCUGUACUUCCCGAUUCUUCAGGGAACGGACUAUCCCAAGGUUAGGGAAUUUGGAACAAAGUGAAAGAAAUAGAGGCGGAUUGGAAGAGGCAGAGUUUGUGGUGGCAGAGGAGGACCCUGCAGAGGGACUGGUUUGAGAACUGCCCCAAGUCUGAGAAUCAGGGGGCAAGUCCAGCCCCUUUGCAGAUUCCACUGUCUGACAAAUUGGGUGCUGGGUAUUGGAAAUAAGUGCAAAGUACAAUGUGUUUUUCUCCAGUGCUGUCCAUGCUUCUCAUUUUGUGAACCGGCCAGGGUCCUCCCCUUUGAACCCUACCCUGUAGAAGCCACCCCUGUUUGUGGUUUUUCUGGAGAACCCUCCUUUCUACCCCAACCUCCUGCAUUGUUUAAGAAUCGUUUACCAUUUUUCACUCACUUCUCUUAAAUUUGUGAAUGCUACUCAUUUGUUUUGUUGUUGUUUGAUGCAAGCAGUUACUGUGAAGUUUAGGAACCCCUGUGUAGCUACCACCAAGUAAUUAUGCACUAAACAUGAACUUUUUGUUUCUUGAGUUUGUAGGUAAAAUGUAUUUUUCUACAUUAUGGCUUAUUGCUUAGUAAAACUUGUUUCAUAAAACCAAUCUUUGUCAUAUUAGAAUGUGUAGUGUUCCAAUAUUGCUCAGUUUGACUUACUGAUAAAUCAUUUAAACCCCAUCAUUAUAUGUAUGAGUACUAUCUUAUAUUUCUGGUCAAGAGUGGUAUAAGCAGGGUCCCACAUCCCAACCUUGUAUCCUGUCUUGGCUAAAGAAAGCAUGUCUGUUUCUUGUCAAUUUCUUGAACAUAUAUGGAAUAAUCUUUAUAAACAAAAGAACCUUCACCCAGCAACCAGAUCAAGCAGCAGCAAACCAGCAAGUCUCCCAAAUUUUAGGCACAGAUUUUCAAAAAAAAAAAAAAAAAAAGAACAAGAAAAAAAAACCCACCCAUUAGUUUGUAAAGUUUAAAUGAGUUUUCCUCUUUCCUGUACAGAUUUGGUUAGUAUGAAGUCAGGCAUCUAAGAAAACAGAACUGUAUUUGCAUUCCCAGGCGGGUGGAUGGAUGCUGCCCCGAGAUCACAUUGCAAAUAGAGAAAGCAGGCAUUCGAUGUCAGCCUGUGUCCGGCUACAGGAUCAAUCUUGAUUUCAGCAGUCUCCUCAGGCAAUGUGACCCGGGAUGCAGUUUGCAGCUUUAGUGCCUUUCUUUGCCUUUUAAAUCGCCACGAAUCACAGAUGGCUAUUUAGUGGCCCUACAAUGCUGCAACACAUCGGCUUGCGUUUUAGUCUUAAUUAUUUGUUUCUUGGAUAAUGGGCAGAGUUUUCUGUAUUUGUGUCAGCUGUUAGUGGUGAAACAAGGCUCUAGUGAACCUUUUAUUUAUGAAGUCUAACUUAGUGCUCACGUGGCUAGUGGCAAGCAUUUUACAGUGAUCACCCAAUUUAAUCUUUUGUAUACUUUUUAGAAAUGCCAAGAGCCUUACUAAACUGGAGCAUAUUUAUGAUAUAGUGAUGAUAUAGGUAGAUGUUAGUCUUGGAGCUCUUAUUUUGUGUGCAACUGAUUAUAGAAACAUAUUAACCAAGCAUUAUUACACACAUAAUAUCUAUAAUUAGGACUUUGAUAACUGUUAUAUAAAGUGUGUAAAAUUUGUAUGAAUAAAUUUUUGUAAACAA
This is a messenger RNA of Mesocricetus auratus (golden hamster), 3631 nucleotides long. It is a transcript of the gene Adcyap1, whose product is annotated as adenylate cyclase activating polypeptide 1. Gene Ontology annotation, biological process: positive regulation of protein kinase activity; neuron projection development; positive regulation of ERK1 and ERK2 cascade. The transcript has 5 exons. NCBI's taxonomy places the organism in Eukaryota, Metazoa, Chordata, Mammalia, Rodentia, Cricetidae. The record is from RefSeq and is a predicted model, not a curated record. The coding region runs from base 660 to 1187 and encodes 175 amino acids. Gene Ontology annotation, molecular function: pituitary adenylate cyclase activating polypeptide activity; peptide hormone receptor binding; neuropeptide hormone activity. Gene Ontology annotation, cellular component: neuron projection; extracellular region; perikaryon.